GACGCAAAAGCCCGCGCUCGCAGUUUCACCGUCUAGAGAAGGGAGUUGAGGAAGGAGUUGGGGUCCUGGUGUGGGCAGUCCGGGUGCAGCCGGAGAGAGCUGGGUCGGACAUCCAGGUAAUAAUUUCAAGAUGCCCGGACGUUCCAGUUCCAGUUCCAGUUCCAGUUCAACUGGUUUUAUAUCCUUCAGUGGCAUAGAAUCUGCUCUCUCCUCUUUGAAAAACUUCCAAUCCUGUAUCAGCUCUGGAAUGGACACAGCUUCUAGUGUUGCCUUGGAUCUUGUAGAAACUCAAACUGAAGUGAGUAGUGAAUUCAGUAUGGACAAGGCAAUGGUUGAAUUGGCCAUGAUGGAUCGGGAGCUAACCCACUACGUAAAGGCCGUUCAGUCUGCGAUAAAUCAUGUAAAAGAAGAACGUCCCGAGAAAAUACCGGAUCUAAAAUUAUUAGUGGAGAAGAAAUUUUUGGCUUUACAGAAUAAGAAUUGUGACACAGACUUGCAAAGUAAUGCAAAAUUUGUACAGUUUAAACAACAGCUGAAAGAACUAAAGAAGCAAUCAGCGAAACCUAAAGAAGAUGGAAGACACAAUGAGGUCGACAAGAUUAAGGAUAAGGAUGCAAGUAGAGCAGGCAAUGAACGAGAUGGUCUUCAAGCCGACAGAGAGGCUGAUGGAACAGAAGGAGUUGAUGAAGAUAUGAUUGUGACCCAAAGCCAGACCAACUUCAUCUGCCCCAUCACGCAGGUGGAAAUGAAGAAACCAGUGAAAAAUAAAGUGUGUGGCCACACCUAUGAAGAGGAAGCCAUUGUUCGCAUGAUUGAGUCCAAGCACAGGCGGAAGAAAAAGGCCUGUUGCCCCAAAAUCGGCUGUAGCCACAGAGACGUGAGAAUGUCCGACCUCAUCCAGGACGAAGCUCUCAGAAGGGCCAUCGAGAGCCACAACAAGAAGAAAGCUCGUCACUCUGAGUAGGACGACCACACCUCCCUACAGGGAUGUCCGCAGCCUACCUCCUGCCCCGGCCACCUGGAGAGAGCGGUGCUUGUCAAAGCGCUUCGACUGGCUGCCGAGCAUAUACUUCGUUGGGGUAACACUCGAAGGUUUUACGUGUAAUCGGAAGCAUUUUUCUAUGUCAUGACAAAAACUCAAGCAUAUUCUAUUGUUUAUUUUUGAGUGUUCUCUAAUUUUAAAUAAAAUUUUGAUUACCUGCAGUGUGCCCUGUCCGAUGGUGCAGGCAUGGCGAGGCUGGGCCUCUCUAUUCCUAAUAUUUCAGACCGGUUGUUGGUUUUUUUUUUAUUACAGCUUUAACUAAACAAUGUCUCUCAAAGGAUAUCUGACAUGGAAAUGCAGAGAAACACCCUAGGUGCAAGCAUUUUCUGUCAGCAUCAUAAAUAACAGUAUGAGGUUAUAAAGCAAAUUUACUUCAUCUGUUGACGGUUCCAAAUAUGCAAAUGCUUCUAUUUGUCAUUCUGACGGGCACAGAAUGCUCCAGUAACAGGCUUAUCAGUGCAGUGAUAGUUGAUGCCCAUAAUGGAAACUUCGCCACAGCCUCUGAGAGUCUAAAGUAUCGUCCUGAGCAACCACAUCCUGACUGUCUCUGCCUUGCUCGGUGGCUCUCCUGCCCCCCGGGCCUUGGGGUCUUCAACCAUGAAAUAGAGAUGUUGAAUGAGAUGUUCUCUAACGUCCCUUUAGCCCUGAAAAUCUGUGGACUGAGGACCAGCCAGGCCUUAAAAUUGGAUAUCUUUGGUUAUAUUCUAAUUGUGUGAAGAGGGCUCAUCUAUUAAUAAUCUCUGUAGCAACCUUUUAUCAACUAGAUACACAAGGGAACUAAGAAGAGUUAACAGUUGCUAACAUUUAUUGGGCACUUACUGUGUGCCCGGUGCUAUUCUGAGUUAACAUAUCUGUGUUAACUCCUGGAAUCUUCACUGCCUGAGGAGAGAGGUACACUCAUUAUUCCUACUUUACAGACAAGUCCAGCGAGGCACAGAGAAGUGAAAGCCCAUGGAAGGUCACAGGGCUCAUAUGCGGCUGAGCUGGGACAGGACCUCACGUAGCUUAGUCCCAGAGUCCGAAUUCUUAGUCCGAUACUCUCCUCCUCCCUGUUGAUUUAUUCAGAUCUAAAAAUAUAUUCAAAGUCCACAUUGGAAAAAAUGAAACUUCUGUAAAUAAACAAACACAUACACAUGUGUAUGCAAAGUUCAGUAACUGGAGUUGACAUUGACUAGGCAGUGAGGGCCAUGAAAUAACACAUAGUUGAGUUUAAAGGCAUAGUCUAAAAUGGCAAAGUUAAUUUUGAAAAUAUUUUCGUGGAAUUCAGAAAGGAGGAUGACAUUCAGUUGUCCAGGGACCAAGUCGAUCUGAAUUUCUUAAGAUGGCUUCAUCUGAAUCAGACUUCCUGAGGAAAUGAUUAUGUUUAAGCCAGAACAAACAGACUUUGCAUGGAAUGUGGUUCUUUUGUGAAAUACUUUGUUUCCUAAACAGAUAACGACAAGCAUGAAAUACUUGCCCAAGAUUUGAUUUGUGUUUUCCUCAACUCAUUCUAAAGAGAAUUCCAGAAUAUUGGUGGGGACACCAGUAUCAGUUAGAAAAAUGCCAAAUAACACCAUUCCACUGUGGAAAAGGUGGAGCCUUUGUAUCUGGUGAAGUUUGUUUCCUUCUUUUUUAGUCUGCAGAAGCUGUUUCAUGAAUUUGUCUAGCCAAUUAAAGGAUUUGAAGUUUGAUACAGAA
This is a messenger RNA of Hyaena hyaena (striped hyena), 2719 nucleotides long. RefSeq names its product NSE2 (MMS21) homolog, SMC5-SMC6 complex SUMO ligase (gene NSMCE2). The coding region runs from base 131 to 964 and encodes 277 amino acids. Gene Ontology annotation, cellular component: Smc5-Smc6 complex; nucleus. Lineage: Eukaryota; Metazoa; Chordata; Mammalia; Carnivora; Hyaenidae. The transcript is spliced from 8 exons. Gene Ontology annotation, molecular function: zinc ion binding; ubiquitin-protein transferase activity; SUMO ligase activity. Gene Ontology annotation, biological process: protein sumoylation; protein ubiquitination; double-strand break repair via homologous recombination. The record is from RefSeq and is a predicted model, not a curated record.